Molecule: messenger RNA, 3930 nt
Organism: Acaulospora morrowiae
Lineage: Eukaryota; Fungi; Glomeromycota; Glomeromycetes; Diversisporales; Acaulosporaceae
Source: the annotation of a GenBank genome assembly
AUGGACGAAAGUUAUUCAUAUGAGAUGGAUAGUCAACAGGACUAUUCUUCUAUGGCCAUGCAAGGCAUGUUGCAUGACACGUCCAUUCACUCUGUCGAGGAAGUCUUAGAAGACGAAGAUCAGUUGCAGUAUCAAGAUUAUGGUGAAGAGGGUUACGAAGAAGAUUCCGAAUUACAACCUGAUAUAUCGCAAGAAGAUUGUUGGACGGUGAUCUCUUCUUUCUUCCACGAGAAGGGACUUGUCCGACAGCAGCUUGACUCUUUUGACGAGUUUGUAGAAAACACGAUGCAAGAAAUCGUUGACGAAAACAAGAACCUUGUUCUACAAACUGUAUCCGGAAGUCAGGGGGGUGAUGGAGACAAGCCAAAACGAUUCUAUAUUCGAUUUGGUCAAGUAUAUCUUUCGAAACCUACCAUGACCGAAUCUGACGGUAGUGUUUCUGCAAUGUUUCCUCAAGAAGGCCGCCUGAGAAAUCUUACUUAUGCUUCACCUCUUUAUGUUAACAUGAAAAAGGAAACAUUAUCGACGGAUCCUAGAUCUAUCGAAAACAGAGAAAAGGCUACCUUAAACGAAAUGUUUGACGAAAACUCAUUGGAGGAUGAUCCAAACGAAAGUUCUUAUGAUAAAGUGUUUGUUGGAAAGAUCCCGGUCAUGUUAAAGUCUACAUUUUGUAUAUUGAACGGUCUAGAUGAUAAAAGUCUUUACGCUCUAAACGAAUGCCCUUACGAUCAGGGUGGCUAUUUUAUAAUAAAUGGUUCCGAGAAAGUUUUGAUUGCACAAGAGAGAAUGGCUACAAAUACUGUAUAUGUGUUUGUAAAAUCGCCUCCCUCGCCUUAUUCAUACACUGCAGAAAUUAGAAGCUCAAUGGAAAAAGGAUCCAAAGUAGCAAGCACCUUGUUCGUUAAACUUUUAGCAAGGACGGCUGAAAAAGGGUCAACAGGGCAAUCUAUCCAGGCGACUAUACCGUACAUAAAGAAGGACGUUCCGGUCGUGAUUGCAUUUCGUGCUCUUGGUGCAGUCUCGGAUCAAGACUUUUUACAAUAUGUUUGCUACGAUCCGAAUGAUAACCAAAUGCUGGAAGCCUUAAAACCUUGCAUUGAGGAUGCUUUUGCUAUUCAGAGUUCUGAAGUUGCAGCAGAUUGGAUUGGGCGUAGAGGCACAACCACCGGUGCAACAAGAGAUAAGCGUAUAAAAUAUGCAAAGGAGAUCUUGCAGAAAGAAUUGUUGCCUCACGUUUCCGUGGAGUUUGGUUGUGAAAAACGCAAAGCAUUCUUUCUUGGAUAUAUGGUGCACAGACUGUUACUUGCUUCCCUUGGACGCCGAGAAUUGGAUGACCGUGAUCAUUAUGGGAAGAAAAGAAUGGAUCUGGCAGGUCCACUAUUGGCCUCGUUAUUUCGCAUGUUGUUUAAGAAACUUACCAAGGAUGUUUCGAUGCACUUGAAGAAGUGUAUAGACACGAAUCGAGAAUUUAAUUUAAAUUUAGCGAUUAAGGCACAAACUAUUACUAAUGGUCUAAAAUACUCGCUUGCAACUGGUAAUUGGGGCGAUCAAAAAAAGGCCAUGCAGGCCCGCGCAGGGGUAUCCCAAGUGCUUAACCGGUAUACGUUUGCUUCGACCCUAUCCCAUCUCAGGAGAUGUAACACGCCUAUUGGAAGAGAUGGAAAGAUUGCCAAGCCUCGACAGUUGCAUAAUACACAUUGGGGCAUGGUGUGUCCCGCCGAGACUCCGGAAGGUCAAGCUUGUGGUCUUGUUAAGAAUCUUUCAUUGAUGUCUUAUAUAUCCGUUGGAAGUCCAUCAAAACCGAUUAUAGAUUUUUUGGAGGAAUAUGGAAUGAUCAACUUAAAUCAACAAUUUGAUCCAGCAAACAUAAAAGAUAACGCUAAAGUUUUUGUUAACGGUAAAUGGGCAGGUAUUUCUACUACGCCAGAGCAAUUGGCGUCCACAUUAAAAAAUUUAAGGAGAAAUUCAGAUGUAAGCCCUGAAGUUAGUAUUGUUAGAGACAUUCGCGAGAAAGAGUUAAGGAUAUACACGGAUGCUGGUAGAGUGUGUAGGCCUUUGUUCAUUGUUGAAAAUGAACGUUUAAAGAUAACUAAAGCUCAUGUACAAAGUCUGGGGGUUCAUAAAAUCAAAAACCGACGAUCCGGGAAUCAAUAUGAACAAGACGAUGAAUAUACAGAUGACGAGGAGGAUAUAAUGGAGGAUAUUAUGGACGAACAAGAUGGCGGAUUAGAUGCACCUCGUAGGAGAAGGUCAAAGAAAAACCAAGAUCAAAUUGUAUGGCACGAUUUAAUUGGUAAUAACCUUAUAGAGUACAUUGACGCCGAGGAGGAAGAGACAGUGAUGAUUUGUAUGACACCUGAGGAUCUAGCAGCAUCAAGGCGAUAUCAUGAAACGGGCAUAAUACCACAAUCGGAUGGGAAGGACAUUGCUGCACGUGUUAAAAGUGAAACAGCUUUAUAUAUACACACCUUCACGCACUGUGAAAUACAUCCAAGUAUGAUACUUGGCAUAUGUGCGAGCAUUAUUCCAUUUCCAGAUCACAAUCAAUCUCCACGUAACACCUAUCAAUCUGCUAUGGGAAAACAAGCUAUGGGCAUUUACGUAACAAAUUAUCAGCUAAGAAUGGACACUUUAGCUAAUAUUUUAUAUUAUCCACAAAAACCAUUGGUAACCACAAGAUCGAUGGAAUUCCUAAGAUUCCGCGAAUUGCCAGCAGGACAAAAUGCUAUCGUGGCAAUUCUUUGUUAUAGUGGAUAUAAUCAGGAAGACUCUGUUAUCAUGAAUCAAAGUAGUAUUGAUAGAGGAUUAUUCAGAAGUAUUUUCUACAGGAAUUACAUGGAUCAGGAAAAGAAAGUGGGUAUGUUAAAAAUGGAAGAAUUUGAGAAACCCACGAGAGAAAGUGUACUUCGCCUUAAACACGGGACGUAUGAAAAAUUGGAAGACGAUGGUUUAAUUGCUCCUGGUACAAGAGUGUCUGGAGAUGACAUAAUUAUUGGAAAAGUUAUACCGAUUCCUGAUGAUACUGUCGAGCUUGGUCAGAGGUUACCUACACACAGGAAAAGAGAUGCUUCCACUCCUAUGAGAAGCACAGAAAAUGGAAUCGUUGAUCAAGUGAUGGUGACAACAAAUGCGGAAGGAAUGAAAUUUGUGAAAGUAAGAGUUAGAAGUACGAGAGUGCCGCAGAUGGGAGAUAAGUUCGCAAGUAGACACGGUCAGAAGGGUACCAUUGGUAUUACAUAUCGACAGGAGGAUAUGCCAUUUACUGCAGAAGGAAUUACCCCUGAUCUUGUUAUUAAUCCACACGCAAUUCCGAGUCGUAUGACAAUCGGGCAUUUAGUCGAAUGUUUAUUAGGCAAGGUUUCAACAAAAACUGGAAACGAAGGUGAUGCCACGCCAUUUACGGAUGUGACGGUUGAGGCCAUCUCCCAAAGUUUGAAAAGUGUGGGAUACCAAUCUCGAGGUUUCGAGGUCAUGUAUAAUGGUCACACGGGACGUAAGCUGGCUGCCCAAGUUUUCCUAGGACCUACGUACUAUCAACGUUUAAAGCAUAUGGUUGAUGAUAAAAUUCAUUCUACGCAAAACGUUAGUUCUCGUGCCAGAGGUCCCGUACAAAUUCUCACGCGACAGCCUGUUGAAGGUCGUAGUCGAGAUGGUGGAUUGCGAUUUGGUGAAAUGGAACGCGAUUGUAUGAUAUCUCAUGGUGUGGCAAUGUUCUUAAAAGAGCGAUUAUUUGACGCGUCAGACGCUUAUCGUAUUCAUGUCUGUGACUUAUGUGGACUGAUGGCUAUCGCAGACCUUAAAAAGAACGUUUUUGAUUGUAAGGCCUGUAAAAAUACCACGCAGAUAUCACAAGUUCAUAUUCCGUAUGCUUGCAAACUGUUAUUCCAAGAGUUAAUGGCCAUGAAUAUUUCCCCCCGACUAUUUACUUAA